This is a messenger RNA of Oikopleura dioica, 1248 nucleotides long. NCBI's taxonomy places the organism in Eukaryota, Metazoa, Chordata, Appendicularia, Copelata, Oikopleuridae. The record is from the annotation of a GenBank genome assembly.
AUGAAAUCUUUUGCUUUGUCAACUCUUUCAUUUUCUGCUGCAGAGACUCUUGUCCCGGUCACUCCUCCUCCUCUUUGUCCAGAUUUGGACAAGAACGAAAUCUGCAGUACAGAAUGCUCAGAUGCUCGGGACAGUUGCUACAGUGGAUGUGGAAAUGAUUACACUUGCGCGAAUCGCUGCAAUGUCGUUUGGUUGGAUUGUCUUGAAACUUGCCCUUGCUCAUCUGGCUGCCCAGACGGUUGUGAUGGCUGCCCGCAUCCAGUUUGCGAGUCAACCGAGCAGUAUCUUUUCAUGAUCAACUACGACUGGAGUUUUGAUAAUAAAGCUCUUUUAUUGAGACUUUCCGAUGAUACCUUUAUCGAAUCGAGUUUCAACUAUCGAUUCGACAUCAUGGACGUCGACGAUGCCUGCUACUCGUACAUCAAGGGCAACCACUACUUUCUCGGCGGAUACUACAAUCCCCGAGCGAUAAUCAAGGUCACCGACUGCGAGUUCAAAUUGCAAGACGACGAGUUGAUGGUUCCGCAUAUCGAUGGGAUGUGGGGAUCCUGCACUACGUAUUUUGAUCAGGCGCAUCUUUGUUUCUCCGAAGAUGGAGUAGGGGCGAAAAAAUGUCAAAGAUUCGAUGGAGAAAAUCAAGAAACAGACAUUUCAGCUUCAAGUUUUGGGUCAAAAAUGAAAAAAAAAAGAUCAAUUGUAUUUUUUUAUUUUGGUGUUCAUUUUUUCAAUAAUCUACGAGAAAUCUUGACCCAAGAAUCAAGGCAUCCUCAUGAUUGGACUGCGAUGGCGGUUUAUGACAACAAAAUGUGGGUCGUCGGAGGCUGCGAUCCAGACGACUUUUCCGCCUGCCACAAUCACGUCGAAUACUACAUUCACAACAACUACUCGUGGUUUUCCGGACCGGAGCAUCCGGCUGAAAAAGUUUAUGGAGGACUUGUUCUUGGAGACGCUUCUGGUUUGUAUACUUUUGCCGGGCGAGGACCAAACCAGGGUCGCUCCGUUUUCCGAAUGAGAAGUGGCAGUUGGUCAUUCUUGGGUCAAAUGACUGCUGCUGCGGGAUACUCGUAUUAUUUUUCAAGCGGAAAGAUUGUCGGCAACUUCGCUUACGUCGGGGAAAACAAUUUCGAAAAAGUCAACCUCGAAGACGAAGCAUUUCCUCUUUCGACGAACAUUGGUCCAGAAUACGAGUCCCUUAAUCUUUACUACGCUGCUAUGAUUCUCACUGACCGACCAAUUUGUAUUGAAUAA